CUUCCCUGGUCGACAGGGGUCCGGAGAAUGCAAGAUUGAAUGGUUCCACAUAAUCUGGGCUGGAGGUUUUUGUGUUAGUCAGCUAAAAAAUAAAAGAAAACAAACCUGCAAGCUGUUUUUGUGUAGAAAAUUAUUCGGAAUGGGCGAGAGACUAUUGUCAGCUCGAUGGGCUUUUGACUGCCAGGCCUGGAAGCCGAACCUUUCUGAACUCAUUGUGGCUGUGUCGGGUAUUCAGCAAGAGGAAAAAGAACGGAUUGGAAAAUUUGUCUUUCAGAAGGAUGCCAAGAGUUCACUCAUCGGAAGGCUUUUGAUGAGAAAAUUCGUGUCCGAGACUAUAGGUACGGCCUGGGGGGAAAUAAAACUCCUGCGGGAUGAAAAUGGCAAGCCUUAUUGGGACGUACCUGGGGUAAAUUUCAAUGUGUCGCACCAGGGCAGAUAUACAAUACUCGCCGGAGAAAUCGGAGACGUUAAAAUAGGUACUGAUGUCAUGGAAAUGAAAUAUACAGGUGGAAAAGACAUCUCGGAGUUUUUCAGACUCAUGGCUAAGCAUUUCACCAACGAGGAAUGGAUGGUUAUAACAGAGCCUUAUGACGAAAAGAGUCAGAUCGCAAUGUUCUUCAGGCACUGGUGUCUUAAAGAGAGUUUUGUUAAAGCGACUGGAACAGGGAUCACUGUCGAUCUAGGAAAAAUAAAUUUCAAAUUGAACACAAAAUUAAUUUCUCAUGAGUCUUUCAACGAAGACACAGAGGUCUCUGUAAACGGGAAAAAACAAGACAAUUGGACUUUUCAAGAAAUACUUCUGCCUGGAAAUUAUUGUGCAUGUGUUGCUUUAUCUCCUAGUGCUAAAAAAAUGUUAUAUAAAGAUCAAAAAUUCUCUGAAAUUAAAAUUGAUGAUAUAAUUAAUUCUGUUGAAAAUAUUACUCAUCCAGAUGAGAAAUACUGUAUAGAAUUUCUUAAAAAAAGAAUUUAGUUUUUGGUUAAUUAAUUUUUAAGGUAGUAGUGUAAUGUAAUAGGUUAAGAUUGUAGAAAAAAUAUAUUUCUUUUUUAAAUUUGCAUAUAAUUGUGUUUUUAACUGUGAAAAAGUCCCAGUUUUCUUGAACGAUUUUUAGCUAGUUUCAUUGCAAUAUCGCAUGUCAGUCAGCAGUAGAGUCAACUGACAGAGAUAUAUUAACUACAAAAGAUCCAAUGUUAUUGCCUGGUAGGAAUGGUCCCAGUAACAGUUACUGAAUGGUAUAUUUAUUGAUUUGGACUGAUAAAAGAAAGGGGUGAAAGACCCAAUUAAAAUAGUUGACGUGCAAAUCGAUAAAGGAGGCAAAUAUUAAUAUCUUUAGACAUGCAAAGUUAAAUUUUACAAUUGGUGAAGGUAUGAUUGAAAAAGUGAAAUUUUACGAAACGGAUUCUCU
Molecule: messenger RNA, 1403 nt
Organism: Cimex lectularius (bed bug)
Lineage: Eukaryota; Metazoa; Arthropoda; Insecta; Hemiptera; Cimicidae
Product: L-aminoadipate-semialdehyde dehydrogenase-phosphopantetheinyl transferase
Exons: 2
Coding region: 140-970 (276 amino acids)
Cellular component (GO): cytosol
Molecular function (GO): magnesium ion binding; holo-[acyl-carrier-protein] synthase activity
Source: RefSeq, a predicted model, not a curated record